Messenger RNA from Periophthalmus magnuspinnatus, 2862 nucleotides. It is a transcript of the gene dlgap5, whose product is annotated as discs, large (Drosophila) homolog-associated protein 5. The coding region runs from base 103 to 2811 and encodes 902 amino acids. Lineage: Eukaryota; Metazoa; Chordata; Actinopteri; Gobiiformes; Gobiidae. Gene Ontology annotation, cellular component: spindle pole centrosome; cytoplasm; nucleus. Gene Ontology annotation, molecular function: microtubule binding. Gene Ontology annotation, biological process: chromosome segregation; signaling; mitotic spindle organization. The record is from RefSeq and is a predicted model, not a curated record. The transcript is spliced from 19 exons.
GAACUUUGAGGAACAAGUCCGUGCGCCUUUACGUUAGGAAGCAAGUCUUUAUUGGACAGAUCACUUUUAAGAGUCUACUGGCAUACAAAGCAGAGGGUAAACAUGGCGUCUCGCUUUGCUCACCUGCGUCAGCGGGACAACAGUGUUUCAAUGCUGAGAGUCAAAAUGUCCCGAAGAAGGUCUCAGUCCCAGAAAGAGAACCGCGAGCGCAUCGUCAACACCCGCAGACAGCUCGAGGCCCUCCAGGAGAUGGACAUGUCCGCGCUGGAUGCCUCCAUCGCAGUGACAAACAUGUCUGUUAUUCAAGAAAAAAAGAAAAGUGAGACUCAGCUGCAAAAAAAUGUGGCUGGAGAGGAAAGACUGAAGCAGCUUCAGCGUUGGAAAGAACGUAAGGCCCUUGAAAAAGAGAAGGAACAGAGAGAAAAAUCCCGUAAAGGAGUUUUUAAGACUGGCCUGUAUCAUCCUAAAGAUGCACUGCGUAUUGGCCCUCUGCCUCCUGUGCCAGCUGCCCAUGGGAGAGCUAAGGAGACAAAAAUACAUGCAACUCCAGCCCAGAGUAGUAGAGUGACUCGCUCUAUGAAACAGCAGCAGCAGGUGCAAAAGCCCCUGAAUAUGCAGGAUGUAAAUGCAGCUGGAAAGAAAUCUCAACCUCCUGUAGAAAGGGCUGCCAGAAGCCGUGUUGCACCCAAUAAAGCAGUCCCAUCUUUGUGUAAAACAAAAGCGGAGCCGGUCACACGCGGGUUGUCUACUAGAUCUGUCAACAAACCUCCAGUUACAGCAGCUCCUGUGAUGAAAGACAAACCAAAGGACAAAUGUGCAGACGUGAGGACAACAAGAAGCAAAGUGGUAGAAGUGGCCCCACCUCCAGCUGAAGAAAAGAAAUGUGAUGUCAAAACUACGGUUCCAGAGAAAAACAUUUCUAAACCUGAGAUGGAGAAAGAAAUACCAAAACAAGAAUGUUCCAGGCCUACACUCCAGACUGACGAAGAGGAGAUGGUGGUGGAUCAGACAGUUCCUGGUCCUGCUCUUGACGAUGAGGUCCCAAAGUCUUUCCCCAAAGUCUCUUCUUUUGCCCCUGAAGGAUUCCUGUUCCAAGUGCCUAAUGGUCUGUCAUCCAUUAAGUUUGAGCCUCUGACCCCUCGCUCUGCAGAAGCCUUUCUCACACCAAGCUCCAGCUUUACUCUUCCUCCGGCUCCUACAUUUAAUGAACAGAAACCUGAGAAGAGUGAGGGGUCUCCUCCAAAAUCCCCUCAUUGCUCACCUCUUUCAGGGCCCACCACCAUUGCUGAUGCUCAAGAAGAGGAACCAAAGCAUGAUGUGCCAUAUUUCAGAUCAGAAAUUGCCAAUGAAACAAACAGACUGACAGUUCUCUGCACACACUGGGAGUCUAAAGUGGAAGAUGAGGCCAUACCAGAAGAAAUGAGGGACUGCAUGCGUACAGCUGUUGGCCAAGCAAGACUGCUGAUGAAGGAGCGUUUUAAGCAGUUCAGUGGUUUAGUGGACGACUGUGACUUUUGCCGAGGCGAGAAAAUCACAACAUGCACUGACCUCCAGGGCUUCUGGGACAUGGUGUAUUUCCAGGUUGAAGAUGUAAACAAAAAGUUUGACGCUCUCAAAGAGGCAGAAGGCCGGGGCUGGAUGGAGGACCACAAACCUCUACCUCGACAGAGAAAAGUAGUAAAGAAACCUGCAGCUGCACCAGCCCCGUCUAAACCUGCAGGAACAAAGGCAGCUGCAAAGUCUCGUCUAGCCGCGGCAAAAGCAGCAAUGAAAGCCCGACAGCAAGCGACAGAGUCUGAGAAGCCUGAGAGCACAGAGCAGACCUCACAGGACACCCUGCCAGUGGCCCAGAGGACUGACAGUGAUGGAGACUUUUUCCAAGUUGCAAGCCCAGCCAAACCACAAGGUUCAGUGAGGAGAUCCAGUCGUCUCAGCGCUAGGGUUCUACCCCAGCCUUGUCCAUCCUCAAACUGUUUUACACCCAGGAAAGUAACUCGACGCUCCCUGGCAUUGGUACAGACCCCUGUUCAAACCAGAACAAUGCAGGAACCUAUGACCACUCUCACCACCCCACAUUCUGUUACCAAAACUCCAGCACCAGUGGAACAAUCUUUGCCUGGCAUUCCUCAGCCCCAGAGCAUAGUCAGCGUGUCUUUGUGUUUCUCUCCAGUAAAAGAUGUGUCUUCAGACCCCACAGAACAAUCCAAAGACAUGGUUUCUGACUCUACACACUCCAUACCCUCCAUUGAUGGUGAAGAGCAGAAGGGUCUGGCUGAAGACUUAAAAUCAGAGUUAAUUCAGACUCCACAACUUCCAGACACUCUUUGUAAAAGUCUAGUUGAGUGUGCAGCCCCAGUGCCCUCUGUGUCCCUGAGUUUCACUCUGUCUCCCUGCACUGAACAGUUGGGCUCCCAAGCAGUGAGCUGUACCCCACGAGCUGUGCAAAACCUCCUACAUACUCAGGAUUUUGUGGCAGCCACACCAGACAGUUCAGUUACUGAGGACAUUGGGGUCGAUUUUGAGCGAUACCUGCAGCCUUCACUGAGAGACAGCUUGUCACCACGGCAGCCAUUUCCCAUGGAGUCACCAAUGGCAAUGGAUGUAGAUCUGGAGAGUCCCAGAGGUCAACCUGAGGAAUCUGUGACUCAACAAGACGCAGUCUCCACAUCACUGCCCAUGGUGCCAACUCUUUCUUCUCAGUCACCUCAGACAGUGGAGUCAGCUCUUCUUCUGUUCACCCCAGACCUGAAGGACCGGAUACGGCAGUCUGUUUGCCCAUCUGACCUCAUGGUUUUUACCCCUCCUUUGUAGCAAUGACUUUUUAAGAUUGGUUUUAAAUAGUUCUUUUAUAGCUUUUAAAAA